This is a messenger RNA of Malaya genurostris, 4907 nucleotides long. RefSeq names its product multidrug resistance protein homolog 49 (gene Mdr49). The transcript has 11 exons. Lineage: Eukaryota; Metazoa; Arthropoda; Insecta; Diptera; Culicidae. Gene Ontology annotation, molecular function: ATP hydrolysis activity; ABC-type transporter activity; ATP binding. The record is from RefSeq and is a predicted model, not a curated record. Gene Ontology annotation, cellular component: membrane. Gene Ontology annotation, biological process: transmembrane transport. Bases 416 to 4345 code for a protein of 1309 amino acids.
CAUUUCGCAAGAUCAACAGCUGUUUGAUUGUCUCUUCUUCCUGUUGGCUCGGCGUUCUCUUUUUCGUGGUUUGAUCGGUGACUGCGAAAUUUUGGACUAUACUCACUAUUCUUAGCAGUUUUGUUUUCGAGGCGUUUGUUUUUAUUUAUGGCAAUUGAUCGACCAGUAGGAAUAAUUGAAUCCACCGAUUGUUUAGUAAAGUGUGACCUGAAAAAAACUUAAAUUUACUUCUUUGUUGAAAAUUACUUACGAGUUCGAUGUGAUACAAACUUUAUGGUGUGAAACGUGAAAGCUCAGAAUAAAUUCAAUAAGUCUUGGAAAAUGGUAUAUAUCUAGUGAUAUUUUGGAAUAGGCUGAUAUUUAUACAAAAUAUAAAUAAAGUUGAGAUAUUUUCAGUAGUUAGCAGCAUAAUAAAAUGACAAACAAAAACUAUCCUCAAAGCAACGGAUCGCAGCAACAGCAGUCGGUGAAUCUCAAACAUGGCAUCAGCAAUGACGCGAUGUCCGUGUCCAGUCACAAGGGCUCCAAGGAUGUCAUAAACGUAAAGUUCAGCAAAGCACCGGAGAAAGCUUUCAGCACCGCCAGCAGUUACAAACCGGUUUCAUACUUCAAAUUGUUCCGUUUCGCUACAUGGGGCGAAAUAAGUACGACCAUUCUUGGGGUGCUAUUGGCCUCGUUUGCAUCGUUGGGACUGCCCUACGGUGUCAUACUGUACGGUGAGUUCACGACGCUGCUGGUAGAUCGGACCAUCGGAAUCGGAAAGUCUACCGAUACAGCAAUCCUAUCCAUGUUCGGCGGAGGACAAAUUCUAAUCAACGCCAGCGUCGAAGAGAAUCGCGAGGCCAUUCUAGUGGACGCCAAAGCCUUCGGUUUGGGCGUUAUAUUCGUGUCGGUAGUACAGUUCCUAGCCGCUGCCUUGAGUAUAGAUGUAAUCAAUCGAUCGGCCAAUCGACAAAUCAGCCGAAUAAGGCAACUGUUUCUACAGGCGGUCCUGCGGCAGGACAUGACCUGGUACGAUCUGAACAGCGAUGACAAUUUUGCGGUUCGCAUCACUGACGAUCUAGACAAGCUGAAGGAAGGCAUCGGAGAAAAACUUUCCAUUUUCACGUACUUGGUCAUGUCUUUCACCAUAUCUGUGAUAUUUUCGUUUUUCUACGGCUGGAAGUUAACGCUUGUGAUAUUGAGUUGUGCCCCAAUUAUUAUAUUGGCAACUGCUAUAGUGGCUAAGAUGCAAAGCUCACUGACGGAGAAAGAGUUGAAGGCCUACUCAGCAGCAGGUACGGUUGCUGAAGAAGUUCUUGGCAGUAUACGAACCGUUGUGGCGUUUGGAGGAGAACGGAAAGAACUGGAACGGUAUAAAGGUCGUCUAGGUGCCGCAGAAGAAAAUGGUCGCAAGAAAGGUCUUUUCUCCGGUAUUGGAGGUGGUAUCAUGUGGUUCAUCAUCUACUGUUGUUAUGCUUUGGCCUUCUGGUAUGGAAUCAGUCUUAUCCUGGAGGACCGCGGAAAAGAUGUGAAAGACUACACUCCGGCUGUAUUGAUCAUUGUGCUGUUUGGUGUGUUAGCUGGGGCUCAGAAUCUUGGCUUGUCGUCUCCUCAUUUAGAAGCCUUCUCCACCGCAAAAGGAUCGGCAGCAUCAAUUUUUUCUGUGAUCGAUAGAAUCCCCACUAUUGAUUCCCUGAGCGAUAGCGGUCUAAGGCCACUGUCGUUUACAGGAAAUAUCAAAUUCACUGAUGUCCGAUUCCGCUACCCGGCGCGCAGCGAUGUCCAAGUAUUACAAGGUUUGGACUUAACUAUAGAGGCAGGAAAGACUAUAGCACUAGUGGGACCAUCCGGUUGUGGAAAGUCCACUUGUCUGCAGCUUAUCCAGCGGUUGUACGAUCCCCUACACGGACAUGUAACCAUCGAUGGAAUUAAAGUUAAUGAAUUGAACAUUAGUUGGUUGCGUUCCUGUAUUGGUGUAGUUGGUCAGGAACCGGUUCUGUUUGCUACCAGUAUAGCGGAAAACAUUCGCUACGGAAAUCCCGAUGCCAAUCAGAGUGAUAUAGAAAAAGCUGCCAAAAUUGCUAAUUGCCAUAGCUUCGUAACUAAGUUGCCGAACGGAUACCGAACGAUGAUUGGGGAACGAGGCGCUCAGUUGUCCGGUGGACAGAAGCAAAGAAUUGCCAUAGCACGAGCAUUGGUUCGUAAUCCGAAAAUCCUACUGCUGGAUGAAGCCACCUCCGCGCUCGAUCCAAACUCCGAAAGACGUGUUCAGGAUGCUCUCGAGAAGGCCAGUCGUGGCCGGACAACUUUGGUGGUAUCCCAUCGAUUAUCGACAAUAACGAAUGCCGAUAAGAUUGUAUAUAUAGAUAAGGGAAUAGUCGCCGAGCAGGGGACCCAUGAGGCACUGAUGGCGAAAAAAGGACUGUAUUAUAAUCUAGUAAUCGCUAGUGGUGCACUCAAACAGAAUGAUGAUACGGUCAAAUCGGCUGAGGAUGAAACCAAUCCCGUGGGGCCGAAGAGCGAAUCUGCAGAUGAUGCUUAUUCCGAUGACGAAUCGGAUGAAAGUAAAUCCGGAGAAGUGGUGGAAGAAGAUUCCGAGGAUGCCUAUCCGGUGUCUGUGUUUAGGCUAAUGAAACUCAAUUCUCCCGAAUGGCCAUAUAUCUUGUUUGGGUGUGGUGCAGCCAUGGUUGUAGGAGCUUCGUUCCCAUUGUUUGCCGUACUGUUUGGUGAAAUGUAUGGUAUCCUAUCGGUAGCCGACCCGGAAUAUGUCAAGGAGGAAUGCAAUUUCUAUUCGUUACUAUUCCUAUUACUCGGUGUUAUUACUGGUAUCGGGACAUUCUUCCAAACAUUCCUAUUCAACGUGGCCGGAGUUCGACUGACGGCACGGCUUCGACAGAAAACGUUCAAAGCUAUUAUAAGUCAGGAAAUGGCGUGGUUUGACGAAUCCAACAACGCUGUCGGGGCACUAUGCGCUCGUUUGUCAGGAGAUUGUGCCAGUGUUCAAGGUGCAACGGGAACGCGCAUCGGGUCACUGUUACAAGCUGCUUCUACUAUUUGCAUCGGAGUUGGGAUUGCUCUGUACUAUUCGUGGAACUUAACGCUCGUUUCGGUGGUUGCCAUUCCGAUAGUUUUGGGAUCCAUUCUUCUUGAAUCUCGGUACAUGGAAUCUAGUGCUUUGAAAGAGAAGCAAGCCCUUGAAAGUGCCAUCAAAUUAGCAGUGGAAGCCAUUUCCAAUAUCCGUACAGUUGCCAGCUUGGGCCAGGAGCCAUACGUGCUCGAGCGAUAUAACACAGAAAUUGUCAAAGUUGAUGCUGCCUGCAAGAAAAAAACUAGAUUGAGAGGCACGGUAUUUGCCCUGGGACAAAUCAUGCCAUUUAUGGGAUACGGAUUGGCUCUGUUUUACGGUGGAAAACUUGUUUCGGAAGCACAACUCCAAUACAAAGACGUGAUCAAAGUAUCCGAAGCACUUAUCUUUGGCGCAUGGAUGCUGGGUCAGGCUUUGGCUUACGCACCGAAUGUAAAUUCUGCCAUGCUGUCAGCUGGACGUCUUAUGAAAUUACUAGAUCGAACUCCAAAGAUGCACAAUCCGUCGAACACAUAUCGUCAGAUUUCUCAGAAACACGAAGGCAAUAUCAAAUACAACGAUGUCGAGUUUCGUUAUCCCACGAGACCUACCAUUCCUAUCCUUCAAAAGUUGGAUUUGGAAAUUAAGAAAGGUACCACGGUUGCCUUGGUUGGACCUUCCGGAUGUGGUAAAUCUACCUGCAUUCAAAUGCUUCUUCGUUAUUACGAUCCCGAUAAUGGCAAAGUGGACAUUGACGGAAUCACCACAACAGAAUUCCCGCUCAGUCGAAUCCGGUCCCAAAUGGGUCUCGUGUCGCAGGAACCGGUUUUGUUCGAUCGAACCAUAGCGGAAAACAUUGCCUACGGGGAUAACAGUCGGGACAUUCCGAUGCCGGAGAUCAUCGAGGCAGCCAAAAUGGCCAACAUCCAUGAGUUCAUCGUGAACCUACCGAAAGGUUAUGAGACCAGCUUGGGCACUAAAGGGGCACAGCUCUCGGGCGGUCAGAAGCAACGAAUCGCCAUUGCUCGUGCGUUAGUUAGAAAUCCUCGAAUACUGCUGCUGGAUGAGGCAACGUCUGCGCUGGACAAUCAAAGUGAAAAGAUCGUACAGAAUGCACUUGACCAUGCUAGAAAGGGCAGGACUUGCAUAAUCAUUGCCCAUCGGUUGACGACAAUUCAGAAUGCCGAUAUGAUAUGUGUCAUUCAAAACGGUGUGGUCGUGGAAAGCGGGACUCAUGAUGAACUAAUGGCGCUUAACAGGCUUUACUCGAAACUGUAUACCAUGCAACAAGUGGCUUAGAGUGCACUUAAGAGUUCACGUGCUCAGUAUUGAACAUUAUUUACAAUCGAUCGAUGAAAUCAGAAGACUUAACGUGCCGUAAUGGAUGUAUGUUUCAGUACAUUCGCAAAAACCUGUAUCGCAUAUCGAUUUUAGGCGUGUCUCGGCGAUGGAGGUAGCGAGAGGAAUUUGUGCGUAGAAAUAAUUUAGAUGUGAUAUUUAAACGCCUCCUUAUAACAUAAUUGACUUUUAACUUAUUCAUUAUGAAACGAGUUCUUCAUAUUACCAAAUCGAAACGUUAAUGUCCUAUUAAUACUAACGAAUAAAUCAUUGAAUUUUAUAUCACUUUGAAUGUCGACAGGCACUGAACCCGUUUUUUAUGGAUAUUGUUUAAAUAGUUUAGUAUCCAACUAUGUCGUCAUAAAGUAUUGUAAGCAUUUCACCUAUGAUCAAUCUUUUCAAUGCAAUUGACAGAAUCCUACUUCAAAUUUGUAAGAGUUGUUGAAAAUUAUUAGCUUUGAAUGUUGAUAGAUGACGCCGUUUUUUGAAGAAAAUACACUGCAUAGUUUUCUUAUUUAUUUAA